This is a messenger RNA of Zasmidium cellare ATCC 36951, 261 nucleotides long. RefSeq lists its product as uncharacterized. The transcript is spliced from 4 exons. Lineage: Eukaryota; Fungi; Ascomycota; Dothideomycetes; Mycosphaerellales; Mycosphaerellaceae. Bases 1 to 261 code for a protein of 86 amino acids. The record is from RefSeq and is a predicted model, not a curated record.
AUGCAACUCACCCAAAUCUCGCUCUUCCUCGCAGCCUUAUCUGCAUUAGCAGCAGCGGCGCCCACGAAGAGGGCCCAAGCAUACAGCGUCGAGCCGAAUUUCGAGGCUGAUUUCACUUCGCUCGAGGAGCGAUCCCAACAGGCAUACGGCAAGAACCCAAAUUUCGAAGCCGCUUUCGCCUCCCCUGAGAAGCGCUCGCAACAGGCAUACGGAAAAGAGACGAACUUCGAGUCUGGUCUUGGGAAAGAUGAGAAGAACUGA